AUGGUCGAUAGAGAUCCAGGCACACCUACCUGGAAGUUCACACAAUGCUUCGGCGAUAAAGGCGAUGUAGAAGACAUUACAGAAGGUAAUUGCCAACAUAUCUCGCUCCCUUCGGCCGAACCUGGCCCAUCCCUACAGAGUGCAUCGACUGACACGCGCUCUCCAGCGGACAUCAUUUCGACCGUCGAAUUCGAUCACACCGGAAACUAUCUCGCGACUGGUGACAAAGGAGGAAGAGUGGUGCUGUUCGAGCGAAAUGAGACGAAAAAAACCUGCGAAUAUAAGUUCCACACCGAGUUCCAGUCACACGAGCCGGAGUUCGAUUAUCUCAAGUCGCUAGAGAUCGAGGAGAAAAUCAACAAGAUAAAAUGGUGCCGACGACAGAAUGCAUCCCAUUUCCUUCUCUCGACAAACGACAAGACGAUAAAGCUGUGGAAGGUGUUUGAUAAGUCGCUGAAAGUGGUUGCAGAGAACAACUUAUCGAAUGAACUUACUCCAGCAAACUCUGUCGGGGGCGGGGGUAUGGCUCGCGCACCCCGCGUCUCCUUCAAGGACCCCUCCGCACUCAAGCUUCCUCGUCUGACACACCACGACACUGUCGUUGCUGCUGUGCCACGCAGAACAUACGCCAACGCUCACGCCUACCAUAUUAAUAGCAUCUCCGUCAACAGCGAUGGCGAAACCUUUAUCAGCAGCGACGACCUCCGAGUGAACCUAUGGAAUCUUAACAUCCAGGAUCAGAGCUUCAACAUUGUGGACAUUAAGCCAGCGAAUAUGGAGGAACUUACCGAAGUUAUCACAGCAGCUGAAUUCCACCCAAUCGGCUGUAACUGGUUCAUGUAUGCCAGCUCCAAGGGCACGAUCAAGCUUGCCGAUAUGCGGCAACGUGCCCUAUGCGACGAGCACGCCAAGCUCUUUGAACAAGAAGAGGAUGCGUCGUCUCGUUCCUUCUUCUCCGAAAUCAUUUCCUCUAUCUCCGACGUGCGUUUUUCCAACGAUGGACGGUACAUCGUGUCAAGAGACUACUUGACGGUGAAAAUUUGGGAUGUCAACAUGGAACGUCAACCCGUCAAGACCAUUCCCAUCCACGAGCACCUGCGUCCUCGACUCUGCGACACCUACGAGAACGAUAGCAUCUUCGACAAGUUUGAGGUGGUCUUCUCUGGAGAUGCCCAGAACGUCAUGACCGGUAGCUACAACAACAACUUCAUGAUCUACCCCACAGAAGAACAGAAGGAUACAGAGAUUGUGCUCCAGGCAGACAAAUCGGCAUUUAAGGCAAAGAAGGUCGGUGUACCGACGCCGAUGGGCAAGGGUGGAAAGAAGGCCGGCUCGCGAUCAGGUAGCCCUGCUGGGCCCGGCAGUCGUAUGAAGAAGGAGACCGACGCCGACCAGAUUGACUUCAACAAGAAGAUCUUGCACAUGAGCUGGCAUCCUUUCGAGGACAGCAUCGCAAUUGCGGCGACAAACAACCUCUUCGUCUUCUCCGCCCUUUAA
Messenger RNA from Penicillium bovifimosum, 1497 nucleotides. Its product is annotated as protein phosphatase 2A regulatory subunit CDC55. The record is from RefSeq and is a predicted model, not a curated record. The transcript is spliced from 5 exons. Bases 1 to 1497 code for a protein of 498 amino acids. Lineage: Eukaryota; Fungi; Ascomycota; Eurotiomycetes; Eurotiales; Aspergillaceae. Gene Ontology annotation, molecular function: protein binding; protein phosphatase regulator activity. Gene Ontology annotation, biological process: peptidyl-serine dephosphorylation. Gene Ontology annotation, cellular component: cytosol; protein phosphatase type 2A complex.